CUAAAGUUGUUUACCUGCUUAUUCCGCUGAAGCUGAAGGUUUUGUUUGAGUUUGUUUUUAUCACAACGCAAAAUAAAUAUUUCUUGGACUGUAUAUUAUGCAAAACCGAAUUGAUAUUAGCUUGUAAAAUAGUGUUUGUUCAGUGGUAUACUUUAAGAUUAUCAACCUUGCCCAUCGGUCGACUGCCGGAUCUAAGAUGUCAUUGUUUCCCCAACCACGAUGGCUUCGUCGAUGGAUCCGUCAGCGCAUGAAUCCCCUGCCAAUGGACAAGGCAGCCCUGUGGAAACGUCGACUUAGCAUUGUGUACGGUAUAAUUGCGUGGAACGCACUCGGCUGGGUCGGGUACAUGAUCUAUACCGGUCGCAACGAUUGGGCCAAAUUUUACGGCUAUAAAACGGAAGAAGAGGAAAAUAUGCCACAAGCAAUUCGGUUUGCCACGCAACUCAACUUGCCCAACGCUCAGGUAUUGAAAUUUUCCGGCUUCAAGAAGACCGACCAGUACGAACUAAAAGACAUGGAAGUUAUUCGAUCGGGAGAUGAAACUAAAAAGCAAGAAAAAUAGCUUUCGGAAUAGCGGAAAGUGAGUUAACCUUUCUCUUAUGUUUAUGUAGUUUUCAACAUUUUAUUUUCACGUUUUCAAUAAAAUAUUUAGUACAAUAUGAA
This is a messenger RNA of Uranotaenia lowii, 663 nucleotides long. RefSeq lists its product as uncharacterized. The record is from RefSeq and is a predicted model, not a curated record. Lineage: Eukaryota; Metazoa; Arthropoda; Insecta; Diptera; Culicidae. The transcript has 3 exons. The coding region runs from base 197 to 562 and encodes 121 amino acids.